This is a messenger RNA of Cucurbitaria berberidis CBS 394.84, 366 nucleotides long. RefSeq lists its product as uncharacterized. NCBI's taxonomy places the organism in Eukaryota, Fungi, Ascomycota, Dothideomycetes, Pleosporales, Cucurbitariaceae. The coding region runs from base 1 to 366 and encodes 121 amino acids. The record is from RefSeq and is a predicted model, not a curated record. The transcript has 2 exons.
AUGCACUGGCGACACAUCAAGCUCCGGAACCCUUUGCGACCGCGGUCACAAACUUUGCUAGAGACUAUCCUAGCAAAAGAGGCCGAGAAGAAGAAGACCGCCAAGCAGGAGCAGAAGAAGCUGGAGAAAGACCGGGACAUCUCCCUCGCCCGUCUCGAGCGUCGAGAGGCCAUUUGGCCCCGACUGAAACGUUUUCUGCGCAGAAUGGCGCCUGCCGACUUCUGGGAGAAGCUUCCCGCCGGGAUGGUGGAGGGAAUGACAGAGCAGGAGGCAGCGGUGGUGACUGCCGAGGAGGGUGAGGACGAAGUGGUGCUGGAGGGCAGAGAGGGAACAGACGAUGAAGAGGAGGAGGACGACGAGAUUUAG